AUGGCAUCCGGACAUGGCCCGGCCCUGGCCCAUAGGAGUGUCUCCAACAUUCGAACCGUCUCAGGUCAGCAGUCGACACCCUCAACACCACACACGCCGCCACGUGCCAUCUCAGGCUCUUAUGGCUCGCCGGCCAGCAUCCGCGCGGAUGACGAUUUCCUGCUCAUCGAAAUUGGAUCUCGGAAUGUUCGAGUAGGCUUCGCUGGCGACAGCGUCCCAAAAGCUGUGGUGUCGAGCGGGCCACGAGAGCAACGGCGUGCUGGCGACUUUAGGCAGUGGACGGGACCAGAGGCGCUCGGAGAAAAUUGGGCUCCCGAGUAUGAGAUCUGGCGUUACGACCUGCGAGAUUUCGAUCUUGGCCUAUUCCAAGAUAAGCUUGAGAGAGUCUUGCGCGAUGCAUUCACACGACAUCUGCUCAUUGAUUCGCGGCCACGAAGAGCUGGCCUGGUGCUGGACUCUGCAGUGCCUAUACCGCUUCUGUCAUCCGUUCUUGAUAUCCUCUUCACAAAAUUCCAGGCACCGCUAGUCUCUUUGCUAGCUUCCCCUACAAUGACAACAGUAGCGGCAGGCGUCCGCUCAGCGUUGGUGAUUGAUAUGGGCUGGUCUGAGACUGUUGUCACGAGCGUCUAUGAAUACCGCGAAGUCAAGUGUACUCGCAGUAUCCGAGGAGGAAAGAGUCUUCUCAACAAAACUUACAAACUAUUACACAACGUCAUCACCGGCAAGGAGGACGAGGAAGAAUCGCGCGAGUCUGACCAUGUUGUCGCCUUCUCCGAAUGCGAAGAUAUCAUGUGUCGACUCAUGUGGUGCCGAGGAACAGCAUUCAAAUCUACACAAAGACAGUCAGCACAGCUGGAUACUGUGGUGGAACAGGACGAGACGGAAGUGGAUGCAUCUCAUCCGCGAGGAGAUGCUAGAAUUCCACUGCACUCGACCAUCCCGCCAAAGAAAAUUGAGGUGUCUUUCGAGAAGCUGGCAGAUGUAUGCGACGCAGUCAUGUUUGACCCCUCGGCAAACCCGUCCGCUUUCGAUGAUCAUGAACUGCCUCUACAUUGGCUUGUAUAUCAGCAUCUGCUACAAUUACCACUUGAUGUCAGAGCUGUUUGCAUGUCUCGCAUCAUGUUCACUGGUGGCUGCUCAAAUAUUUUGGGCAUCAAGGAAAGGCUGGUUGAUGAAGUCUCCAGCAUCGUUGACAAGCGUGGCUGGACCCCAGUCACUGGAAAGGGCGUCGAUCGCCUACGAAACAGUACACAAGUUCGUCGCAGCAGCGCAAUUUCACGGCCCACUGAAUCUCCCGCCCCUUCAGAGUCAAGCGAUGAUACCGAGCGAUCACAGUCCCGGCCUAGCUCCAUUGCUACGCAAACCGAAGAAGAUGCCAUUGAGGCAAAGCUGGCCAGGAAUCGAAAGGUUUUACCACAAUUCCAAGGACAGCUGCGCGUGCUUCAUUCUUUGGGUCCUUGGGCUGGCGCCAGCUUGCUCUGCCAGCUCAAGAUUCCUGCCAUGGCAACAGUCGACAAAGAGCUCUGGUUGCAGCAGGGCGCUGGUGGAGCAUCGCGCCCCGGUGAUGUCGACAUCAAGAUGCAGCAGAGGCAAAGUAUGGGAGCUGGCGGUCUGAUAAGAGCAAGCGGUGGUCAUCAUGUAAAUUGGACGUUGGGGCUUUGGGGCUCGAUCUGA
Molecule: messenger RNA, 1674 nt
Organism: Akanthomyces muscarius
Lineage: Eukaryota; Fungi; Ascomycota; Sordariomycetes; Hypocreales; Cordycipitaceae
Exons: 2
Coding region: 1-1674 (557 amino acids)
Biological process (GO): microtubule-based movement
Source: RefSeq, a predicted model, not a curated record